Molecule: messenger RNA, 1149 nt
Organism: Rhipicephalus sanguineus (brown dog tick)
Lineage: Eukaryota; Metazoa; Arthropoda; Arachnida; Ixodida; Ixodidae
Product: kelch-like protein 10
Exons: 6
Coding region: 1-1149 (382 amino acids)
Molecular function (GO): protein binding
Source: RefSeq, a predicted model, not a curated record
AUGUCCGAAGGUCCCCCGAAUGACCAGUUGUCCUCCCUUGAGGCCGACAGCCUUUCACGCGACUGCGUGAUUCGCACUGCCGACGGCGGCGAGUUCAGGGCCCACCGCGGCUUCCUGUGCUCGCUGAGCCCCGUCUUUCAGGCCCUCUUCUCCGUCGACUACGGGGGCCAGUGCGACGUCGUGCUGCACAACGUCACGGCUUCCACGAUGGACGCGCUGCUCGCUUACUAUUAUUCGAACAGGCUCGGUCUCAGUGAAGACAACGUGACCGACGUCUUCGCUGCAGCAGACAUGCUCCUCAUGGACGAGGCGCGCAACCUGUGCCUGCAGUACAUGCUGCGCAACCUGAGCAUCGAGAACUGCCUCGGCAUGGCCGCCUUGGCACAGUGGUACCACUGCCCAAACUUCAGCCGAGUAGUGCUCAGCUACGUGCGGGAGCACUUCGACCAGGUGUGGCGUACGAGUGACGAGUUCCCGGACGUCUCCGAAGCGCUGCUCGUCGAACUGCUUACCUCGAACGAGCUGAACGUACGCGACGAGGAGGACCUGCUGCACGCUAUUGUGCGCUGGUCCUCGUCUAGAAACGUCUGCGCGGAUGAGGCAGGUGCCGAUCUGUCCAGGCUUCUGCAGUCCGUCCGGGUCGGCCUCUGCAGGUCACUGGCGCUGGAAGACUUCUGCCGUUCGCAUCCGACGCUGGCGUGCAGCCGCGCCUACAACGAGGUUGUGUGGGAAGCUCAGCGGCAGGGCCCCUGCUUGUGCUCGCCCAGCCCGCUGCUUCUGGUGCAGUACGCUGCCCACCGAUGCCUGCAAGCGCAAGCGGCGAUCCCUUCUGACGAAGGCCACGGAGACAGCAACAACGGUGACAUCGCGGCCGCCGCUGCUCCCAGAAGACCGGCAUCGCUCCCGCAGCUUCAGUGCGAGAGCUGCGGCGUUGCGCGGAACCCCGAGCGAUGGCUGCCGCGCAUGCCGUACCAGAUGCUGUUCGUGGUGGGCGGCUGGAGCGAAGGCCGCGAGCGUGACACCAUCGAGACGUACGACGCCAGGGCCGGACGAUGGCUCAUGAAUCACAUGCAAGGAUUCAAGCCCAGUACAACGUUUCGCAGUAUUCACCAGAGUCGGCCAUACCAGCGGUCACCGUUUCGUUUUUGA